AUUCUUCUUCCUACUAUCCCUGUUAACGGCGGCUACUACGGCUUCAUAGGGAAAGAGAGCAACCAAGCGCCUUCAGACCUUCACUAAAAACCCUAAAUAACAUCAACCCCAGUAACAGCAGGAUCUCUGUUUCUCUCUCUAUAUUUCUGUGGUUUUAAGAAGCUGUCAACUAGAUUUCUUAUUUAGCACAAAUGGGUAGUAAGAAAAGGGGGCCCAAUGCUGUAGAGGAAGUAGAGAAUCAGUUGGAUAUAAGCACUGAUAAAAUUGUUUCAGAGCCUUUGAAGAAGAAAAUGAAAAAAGAGAAGAGAAAAGGAGAAGUCACAGAUGGGUCUGCUGGCCCUUCUACAACUCCUCAUUCUAUUAAACCAAUGGAGAGAAAGAAGAAAAGAAAAGCAUUAGACAAAGAGAGACACCAUUCUGUUUCUGAUAAUCUGGAAUCAAAGCCAAAACCAGUGGGUUCUGUUUCUGAUAAUCCGGAAUCAAAGCCAAAACCAGUGGGUCUGGAACUGAAAGUUGAGGAAACUCGGGUGCCUAAGGCAACUUUGCCGACUAGUGGUUUGCCAGAGUUCCGUCUCAGUGUUUUUCAUGAACUUGCAUCGGCUGAUGGUACUAUAAGAGAAGCAGCAGCUGAAGCAUUGGUAUCUGAUUUGCAGGAAGUUCAAAUAGCAUAUGAUAAGCUUGAGAAUAAGGAACUAGCCGAGGGUGAGUUGAAAAUGGAAGCUAAAAAGGACGACGGCUUGGAUAAUUGUGCACCUUCUUUGAGAUAUGCUGUUCGGAGGCUUAUCCGUGGUGUUUCUUCACCAAGAGAGUGUGCAAGACAAGGGUUUGCAUUGGGUUUGACUAUUUUAAUUGGUGCAAUUCCUAGCAUCAAAACAGAGUCCUUGCUGAAAGUAAUAGUUAAUUCGUUGGAGGUCUCUUCUUCUAUGAAGGGUCAGGAAGUGAGGGACUUUCUUUUAGGUCGCUUGUUUGCAUAUGGAGCUCUUGCACGAUCAGGGAGGCUAACAAAAGAGUGGGUUUCUGAUGAACAAUCUUCUUGCAUCAAGGAGUUUACCAGUUCUCUGAUCUCCCUUGCUGCCAAGAAGCGGUACUUGCAAGAGCCUGCUGUCUCAAUUAUUUUGGACCUGGUUGAAAAGUUACCUGCUGAAGCUUUGCUGAAUCAAGUUCUUGAAGCUCCAGGGCUUCAGGACUGGUUUGAAGGAGCCACUGAUGUCGGAAAUCCCGAUGCAUUGCUUCUAGCUCUUAAAAUGCAAGAAAAAAUUUCUGUUGACUGCAAAAUAUUUGGAAAGCUUCUUCCAUGUCCAUAUAACCGUAGUGCAAUUUUUGCAGCUGGCCAUCUGUCCUCCCUUGCAAAUUGCUUAAAGGAGUCCACCUUCUGUCAGCCUCGAGUUCAUAGUGUCUGGCCUAUUUUAGUAAAUAUUCUCUUGCCCGAUAUAAUUUUACAAGAUGUUGAAUCAGCUGCAAGUUUAAAUUCCAUUAAGCACAAAAAGAAUCGGAAAUAUAGCUCCUCUGAAGAAGAUAUUGAGAAAAACCUUCGAUCCUUCUGUGAAGUUAUUGUUGAAGGAGCUCUUCUUCUGUCAUCCCAUGAUCGUAAGCACUUGGCAUUUGAUGUUCUGCUUCUUCUCCUACCAAGGCUGCCUGCAUCUUGUGUCCCGAUUGUUCUGUCUCACAGACUUGUUCAGUGUCUGAUGGAUAUACUUUCGACAAAUGACUCUUGGCUGUACAAAGUAGCACAAUAUUUUCUAAAAGAAUUGUCAGACUGGGUCAAGUAUGAUGAUGUUAGAAGAGUAGCUGUUAUUGUGGCCUUGCAGAAGCACAGUGGGAAAUUUGAUUCCAUCACUCGUACAAAAACAGUUAAAGAUUUGAUGGCAGAAUUUAAAACUGAAUCUGGGUGCAUGUUGUUUAUUCAGAAUCUAAUGAAUAUGUUUCUGGAUGAAAGUCAGAUUUCAGAGGAACCUUCUGAUCAGAGUCAAACAACAGAUGAUAACUCAGAGAUAGGUUCAAUAGACUAUAAGGAUUCUGUUGGGACACUAGGAACUUCAGAUUUUUUGAAAAGUUGGGUUGUAGAUUCUCUCCCUAGUGUUUUGAAGCAUUUGCAUCUACAUCCUGAAGCAAAGUUUCGGCUGCAAAAAGAAGUUUUGAAGUUUUUAGCUGUUCAGGGUCUAUUCUCUUCAUCUCUUGGCACUGAAGUGACAUCUUUUGAAUUGCAAGAGAAGUUUAGAUGGCCAAAAGCGGCCACCUCAAGUGCUCUUUGCAGGAUGUGUAUAGAGCAGCUCCAAUUGUUGCUAGCAAAUUGUUAUGUCCCACACCAUGCUCAAAAAGGAGAGGGACCUCAUGGGGAGGCAAGUGGCCUUGACACAAAAGAUCUUGGGUCUUAUUUCAUGCGAUUUCUAAGUACAUUAUGCAACAUUCCGUCAGUGUCACUCUUUAGGGCUUUGAGCAAUGAGGACGAAAAGGCAUUCAAAAAAUUGCAAGCCAUGGAAACCCAACUAUCUCGAGAGGAAAAGAAUUGUGGGCUCAGCACUGAUGUAAAUAAAUUGCAUGCUCUGAGGUACUUGCUUAUCCAGUUGCUGCUGCAAGUUUUACUUAGACCGGGGGAAUUCUCAGAAGCUGCCUCUGAACUUAUUAUUUGCUGUAAGAAAGCCUUUGCUACUCCUGAUCUUCUUGACUCCUCUGGAGAAGAUGAACCAGAUGGUGAUGGAACGCCUGAGUUACUGGAUGUCCUUGUGGAUACAUUACUUUCAUUGCUCCCACAGUCGUCUGCUCCAAUGCGUUCUGCUAUUGAGCAGGUUUUCAAGUAUUUCUGUACUGAUGUUACGGAUGACGGACUGCUUCGGAUGUUGAGGGUAAUAAAGAAAGAUCUGAAACCAGCUAGACGUCAGGAUACAGAUAGUGAAGACAAUGAUGAUGAUGAUGAUGAUGAUCUUCUCGGUAUUGAAGAAGCUGAGGAAUCUGAUGAAGCUGAGGAAUCUGAUGAAGCUGAGGUUGGUGAAACUGUUGAAAGUGAGGAGCAGACAGAUGACUCCGAGGCAGUAGUUGGAAAGAAGGCUAUUGGUAAUGAACUUCCUGAAGCUUCUGAUGAUUCUGAUGGAGGUAUGGAUGAUGAGGCCAUGUUCCGGAUGGAUUCUUAUCUUGCACGAAUUUUCAAAGAGCGUAAGAACCAGGUUGGAGGUGAAACUGCUCAUUCGCAGCUUGUGCUCUUCAAACUUCGGGUGCUCUCUCUGCUGGAGAUUUACCUACAUGAGAAUCCAGGUAAGCCCCAGGUGUUGAAGGUGUACUCGAACCUGGCCCAGGCAUUUGUUAACCCACAUACUGCAGAAGGGAGCGAGCAGCUUGGUCAGCGUAUAUGGGGAAUUCUGCAAAAGAAAAUAUUUAAAGCAAAGGAUUAUCCAAAAGGUGAAGCCGUGCAACUAUCUAUUCUUGAAUCUCUGUUGGAAAAGAAUAUGAAGUUGGCAUCAAAGCCCUUCAAGAAAAAGAAAUCUGCUGCCAAUCCAUCAAAGAAAAAGCAGUCAGCCUCCUGGAAUCGGCACAAAAUGAUUAUAUCCCUUGCUCAAAAUUCAACUUUUUGGAUUCUCAAAAUCAUUGAUGCAACAAAUUUUCCAGAGUCUGACCUGCAGCGGAUUUUUGAUAUAUUCCGGGGUGUUUUGGUAGCCUAUUUUGAUAGUAAAAAGUCUCAAGUGAAAUCAGAAUUUUUGAAAGAAAUAUUUAGAAGAAGGCCGUGGAUUGGGCAUCAUCUCUUUGAAUUCCUUUUGGAGAAAUGUACCAUUUCAAAAUCGGAUUUCCGGCGAAUUGAAGCACUUGACCUGGUGAUUGAAAUAUGGAAGUCGCUGGUUUCUGUUAGCACUGAUGAGUGUGGCCACACUGCAUCAAAGAAAAUUUUGAAAAGCCAUCUUCCAAAACUCUCUCAUCUGAUAAAAGAGUUGGUGACAAAUAGGCCCGAAAAGCAGUCUAGACGGGCUGAAGUGCGCAAGUUCUGUGGCAGGGUCCUUGAAUCCCUUUUGGAGAAAUGUACCAUUUCAAAAUUGGAUUUCUGGCGAGUUGAAGUACUUGAGCUGAUGAUUGAAGUAUUGAAUGCGCUGGUUUCUGUUAGCACUGACAAGAAUGGCCUCACUGCAUCAAAGAAAAUUUUGAAAAGCCAUCUUUCAAAACUCUCUCAUUUGAUAAAAGUGUUGGUGACAAAUUUGCCCGAAAAACAGUCUAGACGGGCUGAAAUGCGCAAGUUUUGUGGCAGCGUCUUCCAGAAUUUAACAACCCUUAACUUGGCUGCAUCAUUUUUUAAAGUUUUAGAUUUGAAUGCUCAUGCUGCUUUUGAAUCUCAACUUGGUGAGCAAUUUCUUGCUCUGAAGAAAUUGGAACAUUGAAGAUGCAGGAUAAAUUUGCUGGAAAGCUUAACAAAGGCGGUAAUUUUAUCUGUUUAAAUUUUGAAAUGCCUUUCAAUUUUUGACACCAAUUACAAGUAGAGGAUAACGAGAUACCAGUAAGGGUUUCUGAAUUCUCAAUCGGAAAUUUCAAACAGCAUUCUUAUGGUGGCAUACUUUCUGGUGGCUGCAGCAGAUCCUAUUCUGUGACCUUGGAAGAAGCUUUCAGUUUUUUUAAGAAUUCUUUGUUGGUGAAAUUUUUGUAAGUUGUACCCCCUAGUCUCUAGUUUUACUUCUGUGUCAUGGUGGUUCUUCAUACUGGAAGAGUUUUGAUCAUGGUAAACUUUUGGAUUGUUCUAUUCUCAUGUGCUUCCUUUUCUUUUAUUAUAUCCUUUUGAUACGAAUUGUUAACCUUUAACUAUCAUAAAAUGUAUAUUAGGCAAUUUCAAAUAUUUGUGUUUGAAGUCCGGAUUAACUUGGUGUAAGAAUGAUUAUUCUACAAAAGUUAUCCACAUGUAGGAUUUGAUGCUAAA
Cornus florida is the source of this 4888-nucleotide messenger RNA. RefSeq lists its product as uncharacterized. The transcript has 9 exons. Lineage: Eukaryota; Viridiplantae; Streptophyta; Magnoliopsida; Cornales; Cornaceae. Bases 192 to 4358 code for a protein of 1388 amino acids. The record is from RefSeq and is a predicted model, not a curated record. Gene Ontology annotation, biological process: regulation of DNA-templated transcription. Gene Ontology annotation, cellular component: nucleolus. Gene Ontology annotation, molecular function: DNA binding; transcription factor binding.